This is a messenger RNA of Xyrauchen texanus (razorback sucker), 4610 nucleotides long. RefSeq names its product REST corepressor 3-like. Gene Ontology annotation, biological process: negative regulation of DNA-templated transcription; regulation of transcription by RNA polymerase II. Gene Ontology annotation, cellular component: transcription regulator complex; histone deacetylase complex. Gene Ontology annotation, molecular function: transcription corepressor activity. The record is from RefSeq and is a predicted model, not a curated record. Bases 75 to 1691 code for a protein of 538 amino acids. The transcript is spliced from 12 exons. Lineage: Eukaryota; Metazoa; Chordata; Actinopteri; Cypriniformes; Catostomidae.
GAGCGACUCAGUAAGUGCUGUACGGCUUACAUAUUAUAAAAUUAUUACUUAACGCAACCACGCCGACUUUGAUUAUGCCGGGAAUGAUGGGGAAAGGGUCGGAAUAUCUGGGAAAAGGUCGGUCAAAUGGCACGAAAAGCCCGUCGACCGCCUCGAAUGGACAUUUUUCAGACGAGAGCGGCAGUGACGACGAGCACGAUGUGGGCAUGCGUGUGGGAUCUGAUUACCAAGCUAAUAUUCCUGAGUUUGAUCCAGGUUCCACAAAAUACAAUGAUAAAGACAGUGGUGGCAUGCUCGUUUGGUCUCCACAUCACACAAUAUUUGACUCGAAAUUGGAUGAGUACAUUGCCAUUGCAAAAGAAAAGCAUGGGUACAAUGUUGAACAGGCUCUUGGCAUGCUCUUCUGGCAUAAACACAACAUCGAGAAAUCCCUGGCCGAUCUCCCGAACUUCACCCCCUUCCCUGAUGAGUGGACUGUGGAGGACAAGGUGUUGUUUGAACAAGCAUUCAGUUUUCAUGGGAAGAGCUUCCAUAGGAUACAGCAGAUGUUGCCGGACAAAUCCAUAUCCAGUCUUGUGAAGUACUACUACUCAUGGAAAAAAACACGGUCCCGGACAAGCCUGAUGGAUCGUCAAGCACGGAAGCUGGCAAACCGGAGUAAUCAAGAUGAAAGUGAGGAGGAAAUGGAAGAGGCCAACCCCAUUGAGGCAAACGACAGUGAUUAUGACCCUACAAAAGAGACAAAGAAAGAGAGUCACACUGAGCCUCAGACAUUGAGUUCCAAGAUUGGAAUGGGACGGCGAGACCAUCAGACCCUACAGCACCGCCAUCACUCCCAGCGGUCAAAGUGCCGCCCACCCAAAGGCAUGUACCUCACACAGGAGGACGUGGUGGCCGUCUCCUGUAGCUCCAGUGCAGCAAACACUGUCCUGCGUCAGCUAGACAUGGAGCUGGUGUCCCUCAAACGGCAGGUUCAAAACGCCAAGCAGUUAAAUAGUGGACUUAAACAGACGAUUGAAGAUGGAGUUGAUGAAUUCCGGCUGCCUGAGUGCACCCAAAAAAUGAAUGCCCGCUGGACAACAGACGAGCAGCUCUUGGCCGUACAAGGGGUGCGAAAGUACGGGAAGGAUUUCCAGGCUAUCGCUGACGUCAUCGGGAAUAAAACGGUGGGACAGAUGAAAAAUUUCUUUGUGAACUAUCGGCGGCGCUUUAACCUGGAUGAGGUGCUUCAGGAGUGGGAGGCGGAACAGGGAACCCGAGCCCCCAAUGGAGACGGUGCCAACUCUGGUGAGGAAGGAAAGAACAGCAACACCUCUUCAGGAAAGAGCACAGAUGAGGAAGAGGAGGAGGGUCAGGUGACUCCAGCGUCUGGUCCAUCUCCUGUAGCCACAUCAUCAGCUUUAAUGCCCACCAUCACCUCCACCUCUUUCAACCAGCCCCCGCCCCUUCUGCGCCCCUCCCUGCCUGCCACCCCAGCCCUACAUCGCCAACCGCCACCAUUGCAGCAGCAAGCCCGCUUCCUCCAGCCGCGCCCCGCCCUCAACCAGCCACCGCCGCUCAUUCGACCCUCUAACACCCUCCCUCCACGCCUCAACCCCAGACCCGCAGCGCCUGUCCCCAUUGCCCCAGGCCAGCAACUCCCCACUCUAGUGGGCAUCCAGUCUGAAACGCCCCCCUCUUCUCUGCACUGACAGGUUUAUAUAUGAAUUAGUUAGGUCAUUGUGAAUAUUAGAAUAAAUAAUAGUCUAUUGUUAAAUGUAAAUAUUCGGCAUGUGUUAGGUAUGUUUCUAUUUAUUUGAAAUACAACAGAUUUGUUUCAUUUUAGAUUUUGUAAUGUUGUAACUCCCUUCUAAAAACAAAAAAAUAAUAUUAUGUGCUAUAUUUCUGCACUUUUACCUGGUUUUUGUUUGACACCAAUGCAUUCAAAGUACAGUGUAAUGUCAUACCUCUUAGAAAAAGGGUUUGCCUGUUGUUUUGAUCUUCUGUCGUCUGUGGUUGUUCUCUUGUCUUGGUUACUCUGUUUAUCACAAGCCAUUUCAAUAUUUAAUCAUGUGCAGGAUAUAAAGUAUUGAAAUCUAAAAUUAAAUUUUCACUAGUAAAACUUUUACAAGAAUCUGUCAUUCACUCCUGUUCAAAAUGCAAUUACAGAUAUCUUUGAUUCAUUUCGUACUUUUGAAAUUACAAAUUCACGUCAUUAAUACACUUAUAAAUUUUUUUUUUUAAAUAUUAAUAAUUGUUACUAGUGCAAAUGUCCAUUCAUGAUAUCAACAAUUGAAUUACAACUAGAAAAAUUGUAUUAAUCUAAUUUGGCUUUUAAUAAUAACUGUGAUGUUAUUGUAACUAGUACUAAUGCUUUCAAUCAAUAUCUUUAAUUACUCUUCGAUUUAAUGAUAUCUGAAAUCCAUUUCCAGAUGUUGAAAUCAAUAUUGUCAUUAGUGAAAACCAAGUUACAGAUAUCAAAAAUUAGCAUGUUUACUUAGUAGGUUCCAAGCACUGAAAGUGCAGGUGGCUCUAGCUCAACCUUGAAAAUGGUAGUAUUAGCUGCGCCACACUAGAAGUCAGCCAUUUUGGAUUUUUAAACUUUUGGAUUUUUAAACUUUUGGAUUUCUGAACUUUUAAAUACCCCUUGGGGAUUCAUGUGACUUGCACCAAAUUUGUGCAACAUCAUGCCAAGACAUUGCAGAUGCUAAAUUGCGAGUGGACUUUUUAUAUUUUGAAUGGUGUUGCCAUGGCGAAGCAAUAAAUUUAUGGGUAAAAAUGUAUAAUAUAAUCUUUCAUAAUUGUACUUAUUAGCUCAGCCCAACAGGAAGUUGGCAAUUUUGGAUUUUUUUUUAAUACUGCAGUCUCUGAAAUUUAAAAUACUCCUCCUAGGUCAUUCAUGGGACUGUCACCACAUUUACACAAUAUUAUGCCAAGACACUGAUGAUGCUAAAGUGCCAACAGAUUAUGAUAUAUCGAAUGGUGUUGCCAUAUUGAGGCAUUCAAUUAAUGGCAAAUGGGAAGUGUGUGAUUUAGAUCAAAAUUGAUAUGUAUGUUUACACUUGGGGGGGGGCUAAUCACAUGGAUUUGACUAUUUUGGGUCAUUGUCAUAGCGCCACCACCUGGCACCAAGAAGUGUGGCUCUUACAACAGACUUUAAAAUAGUCCUCUUAUAUUUACCCACAUUUAAAAAAAAUUUUUUUAGAAUAAUGACAAAUGCAUGUGUCCACCUUGCAUUGUUUUCCAAUAGCUACGGGGUGAAUAUGAACCAGUUGUGCUUAGGCUUGUCAUUGCUGCUUGCAGCAAUAUUAAUUCCAUUUAAGUACUUUAAUUGCUAAUAUAUAAUUAGCAUAUAUAAUUAGUAAUUUCUGAUAUAUAAAAUUGGAAUUUCAACUAGCACAACAUUAUAGAUAUCGGUCAUUUUUUUAACACGAUUGAAUGACAGAUUCUAAAGUGAAAUUCUAUACUAAAAAUGCAGUUACAGAUAUCAGUAAUGAUUUAAUAGUUGAAAUGUCACUAGUGCAGAUGUAAUUACUGAUAUCAUAAAUUAGCAUUUUUACUAGUUUUUCCAUUCCUGGUGUAUUUUAACUAGUGAAUAUUUGACUGGAGAUAUAUAUAUUUCGCAUCCUACAUGUGAUUAAAUGUCAAACGGGCUUGCCAUACUGUGCUUUUAUAUUUUGAAUCUUGGUGCUAUGGACUGACAGGUGAACAAAUGCCUGUCCAAAUUUUCUUGCCAUCAAAGUGCUCUUAAAAAAUAAGUGGAAAUCAUCUCAAUCUUUACAAUUGCUUAUAAAGAUCAAAGAAGAAAUCUUAGUUUUCUGUCAUACAUGUUCAUAAGUUGUUACAAACUCAUUUUAUCAAAUCUUUUUUUCCAUUGUUGGUAAAUUAUUCCAAUAAUCAAAUAAUUAAAAUGAUAUGGUCCUUUUCAAAAGUACAACUCUCAUUUCAGCCUAAUAAAUGUUUUUGUAGUGUUUAUUAUUAUUUAUUUGGGUCCAUUUAUGAACCUGUUUGAAGUACUUUGAAGUGUGAAUGGUCCAGAUGUUUCAACCAGACAUUAAGUUUCCAUUGAAUUCCAAGUUGUGGGAUUCUGCAAUUUAACAAGAGGAUAAACAUCUGAAGAUGGAGAUUACUGUGUGAACUUGUUCAGUUGUGUCAGCCUGUACAAUUUUCUCAUUAUGACUUCAUUUUCUCUCUUUUAUCGGAGUACUUGUUCUUUAGGUGUUUAAUGACCUGAUUAUUUGUGAUAUUUCUAUUUAAUCUGUCAGUUUUUAUGUACAUGUUUCUUUGCCUGUGUGCAAACCUUGGCACUUAAAAAGCUCAUUUUAAAGCUAAACACGAGGAAGAUUCUGCUCAUAACUGCUGUUUCUACUGUGUGCAUUUUGACUGCAGAUCGGAACGUGCUUGAAAUGUCUCAAACAAUAUGAAACCAUUCAGUUGGACGAUGUUAAGCAUUGUUUAUGUAUCUUAUGAUGGAUAUUCCUCAAGAUUUGUUUUUUUAAACAGCGAAGGCUACAAGAGGUGUGGCGGCAUUUUAUGUGUAAAAAAAUAGUAAAGUCUCUUACAAGUUGUGCCUAAAGCAUGUUCAUUAUGUAAAGUGUAAUGCUCUGUCAUGUGCUUGUCAUAUUGAAGUA